This is a messenger RNA of Melanotaenia boesemani (Boeseman's rainbowfish), 1967 nucleotides long. Its product is annotated as sialic acid-binding Ig-like lectin 16. Bases 334 to 1509 code for a protein of 391 amino acids. The transcript has 15 exons. Lineage: Eukaryota; Metazoa; Chordata; Actinopteri; Atheriniformes; Melanotaeniidae. The record is from RefSeq and is a predicted model, not a curated record.
AAAUGUGACAUCAUAAACAGAUAUGCAUCUCUGUGAGGUCUCUGAAGCCAAUCGUAGAAAAACCCCCCAGACCAGAUGUGGCCUGUGGUCUUAUACUCUUUAGACAAAGACAUUUCUUAGUAAUGAAUACGGGAUGUUCCUGUGUGAGUCCAGUCUCUAGGACAGAGAACCUUAUACGAUUUCAGAAGCAGACGACUCAAAUCUCUCAGACCAGCAAGACAAAAGCCUCAGAAGGUUGUACCCUACCCCUCGCCUAGCAACAACUGGGAUUAGCUCCAACCCCACCCUGUGAUUGGAAAAAGCAAAGUAUUACACCAACACCACUUCAGAGGAAUGGACAAAAAAAGAAAUAUAAUGAUAUUCUGUCUGCUUAUGGCAGCUACAUGCUGCCCUGUGUUUAGUGCAGAGUGGAAGGCCACUGUUGUAAAACAGCUUAAGGCCCUGGUUUCUUCCUGUGUUGUGGUUCCCUGUUCGUUCACCCAUACUGGAGGAGAGCUGCCUGCUUCCAAACUCAGAGGCAUUUGGCAUCGUUCGGACGUAAAGACGCAAAAUAUAUACCAUGAGGAUCCUACAAAGAUCUUGGACAGCUUUAAGGGCAGAACCCAGAUCUUAGGACAGCUGGGUCAGGGCAACUGCACCCUAGAAAUAAUUGAAAUUAAAGAUCAUGACAACGGCCCUUUUUGUUUCCGGAUUGAACUAGUGAAGACACCUGAGGACCCACCCACUAAAGAGAAGUUCUCCUUUGUUGAAGAUUGUGUUGAUUUAAAAAUGCACCAUGAUGAGAUAAAACCUGAACUGCAUCAACCGAAGACACCUGUUCAAGGAAAACCUUUUACUAUCACCUGUUCAGUCCAUCAUACCUGUCCCUCACACAAACCUAAACUCUCAUGGACACGAGGAAAAGCAGACGAGAUCAGUGAGAUUCAAACAAACAUGAAUUUUGGCAACUGGAGGACAGAGUCCAUCCUGACGUUCAUUCCUGAGGAGAAGGAUGACCACACUGAUCUCACCUGCACAGCUGCAUUUAAUGGAGGAUUGAAAUCCUCCACAACCAUCACUCUCUAUAUAAAACGCACAGAAAACUAUAAUCACAUAAUCAUUCCUGUAACAGUGGCAGUUGGUACUGCUAUGAUCUUUGGACUUCUCUGCAUUUUUAUGGUGAAAAAAUACAAGGAACGCAUUGCAGAGCUGCAGAGUCGAGAUGGCAGCAUGUGGAAUCGGAUGUCCAGAUUGUCCCGCAGGUUUCGUCCUAAUGGCCCAGGACCAUCUCAGUCUGACCAAAGACGGUCUAUUUGGAGUAGAUUUUCGAAAAGACCAAAAGGGGACACAGUGGAAUUUGGUAACAGUCCCAAUAAUGUGAACGAAAAGUCCUCUGGCGAACGAAAAGUCUUCAAGCCUCGUAUUCCAUCUCCAAAAAGCCAGCCAAAGUCCUGCAAUUACAGAGAGGACCUUGAUGAUGGUGACGACUAUAUGAAUACUGCAGAUUUAAGUGUCUAUGGAAACAUAUGAGAAGGUUUCAGAGAGAGUUUAUGAUCAACACAAACAAGUCUACUGUUAUCAUGCUCGCAAUCAUCACUUGUGAUCAGCUGCCUUCAUUCAAAGAUAAUUACAAGGCAAAAAAUAAUACCUGUGCUAUACUACCAAGGGUUAGCCUACAGUUAUACUUAAAAUGAUUAAUAUGUUAAGCUAUUAUUUAAUCCCAAAAUUCAUAUUUUGUGUUAUGAUUUUUUUAUAUAAAAAAAAAAUUCUGUCUGCUGUUAUUUGCAUAAAAUUAAAUACUUAUUUGAAAGUAAUAAGACUUUUGCGUGUGUGUGUGUCAGGGGCUUGAGUAAAAGGGCUAAUCAAAAGCUAAAUAUAAAUUCCUCUUUAACAUUUUAGUGGCUUAACUGGGAGUUGUGUUGUUCUGUUCCUCAGCAGAUCUAAACAGCUCACUGAAAGACAUUUUUUUUUCCCCAGUGGGUGUCCAA